Anisakis simplex (herring worm) is the source of this 204-nucleotide messenger RNA. The record is from the annotation of a GenBank genome assembly. NCBI's taxonomy places the organism in Eukaryota, Metazoa, Nematoda, Chromadorea, Rhabditida, Anisakidae.
AUGGUUGGUUCAGAUGUAGACGUGGAUUCUGUAGUAGUUGGUUCAGAUGUAGUGGUGGAUUUCGUGGUGGUUGGUUUAAGUGUUGUGGUUGAUUUUGUAGUCGUUAUUUCAGAUGUAGAAGUGGAUUCUGUUGUUGUCGAUUUUGAUGUUGAUGUGGGUUGGGUUGUGAUUGUUUCAGAUGUGGUGGAUCGAGGAAGGUAUUGA